Arachis ipaensis is the source of this 872-nucleotide messenger RNA. The record is from RefSeq and is a predicted model, not a curated record. Lineage: Eukaryota; Viridiplantae; Streptophyta; Magnoliopsida; Fabales; Fabaceae.
UAUUUUAUUCUAUUUAUAUCAACGUUUUCAUUUAUAUAUAUAGUCAUAGCUACUUGGCCCCUUGUUGACUCAUAGUUACUCACCAUAGACCUCCUCUUUCUGGAUCUUUCUCUUUGUUUCAGUUGGUUCCUAUGGACACUAGCAGGGCUGAAGGGAAGAGAACCUUGCUGAGGUACAAAGAGGAGGAGGAGGACGACGACGAGGAGGAGACUGAGGAGGAAGAGGAAGAAGACACGGUGGGUUAUGGAGAAGAAUAUGGUGGUGGUGGGAGGAGGAAGAGGGCAAUGACAGAUCUCAUGAGCAGCAAGAGAGGCUUCAAAGGUGGAGGAGGCUCGUCAAUGGCACCGUCAUGUCAGGUGGACGGCUGUGACUCUGAUCUGAGCGAGGCAAAGCAGUAUCAUCGAAGACAUAAGGUUUGUGAGUUCCAUGCCAAGGCUCCUUCCGUACACAUUUCAGGCCAACAACAAAGGUUUUGCCAACAAUGCAGCAGGCUUAGAGGGAAAGAAGACCCUCUCUUUGUUCAAUUUCAUGAGCUUUCGGAGUUUGAUGACUCAAAACGAAGCUGUAGGAGACGGUUGGCGGGUCAUAAUGAGAGGCGUCGCAAAAAUGCAACUGAGUACCAUGGAGAAUGAAGUGUACUCUUUGGAGAAUGAAGUGUACUCUUUCACUGAAUGAGGCAAGCAUAUGAUGAUUAUAAUAAAAAUUGCCAUGAACCCUUCCUAAUUAAUCUAAUUAUUGAUUUUGAUCGGUGUCUCUCUGAAUUUUGGAAGCUCUCUAUCUUCUGUCAAAGAUUAUUGCCAGAGGUUAUUCUGGUCCAUGAUAACAUUUCGGUUUAUGAUAACAUUUUGAAAUAAGGAUUUGAAGUUCUUUGA